CAUCGUUGCGUCAGAUGAUCAGCUGGUUUCCAGGUCCUGGGAUUAGAUACGCUGCUUCUCUCUUCCGGGGUUGUGGAACAAGAAGUUCCCAAUUCCAGUUAAACAGAAGUUUCCCCUUCAGUAAGGUCCAGCAGCCACCACACACUCUUCAGUCUGGUCAUCGACUAGCUGUGCUUUGAAUUGAGCAAUGCAGAAUGGGAGACCGACACAUCGGAGAGAUAUCAGCUCGAAAAGAAAUGGUGGACUUGGUACGCCAUGAAGUAGCGGAGGUACAAAACUUUGUAAAAAGUGGAAAUCAGUUUUUGAAGAUUACCCGAUCAUUCAUUGCAAACUCUGUGCGAGAGGGAAAGCUGACUCAAAUAAAAGGAAGAACCUACUUUAAAGAGGCAAUGCAUGCAAUAUUAUUUUGUGGGCGCAUUAAUAUUCCCCUAAUUAAUCCAGAAGAAAUGAUGGAACAUCAUGAAUUUCAAUUAUUGUCUGAAAUAUAUCCAGAUGCCUUUCAGAAAUACAACUCCCAUCUCCCAAAACGUCCUCCUUAUGCAGUGCUACUUGGUGCAGUUGUUGAAAUCAUAGGAACUGACAUUAAUGAAGUUUUGAAAUGUCUAACAGAUCUAAAUCGUGACAUGCUUGUGGAAUUUACUGGCAACAAUUGCAACAAAUUGGGAAACAUCUUUAUAUCAGAAGUUAUCAGCUGCUGCUAUCUUUGGGAUGUUACUACCAGAGAAAAAACAGACAAUUAUUUUGGUGCUGUAGUGUCAGUUAGAGGAAGGCAACAGAAAGAAAUAAUGUUUGAUAUAUUGUGCUGUCAAACAUGGCACCUGUAUAUUAGCUUGGCAGUAUGUAUCUCCAAAAAGUUUAAUAAAAUAUCAUUAAGGUUUCCACCUGAACUUCAAAUUGAAGUUGUAGAUACAAUCCAUAGCGGUCAGUAUGAUCUCCCAUCUGGGGUUCAGGUAUGCAACUCACUUGAAAGUUCACCUUAUAAGUUAUGCUUUGAUAUAUAUAUCAAUAAUAAUUCAAACUUUGAAUUUGACAUCAGUGCUAAGUGUGAAGCUCUAAGCCAGCUUUUAUAUGCUAACCGGCAAAUUGCUGAGAAAUUAGAAUUCUUAGACACAAGCAUUUUAAUGAAUUCCACAAAGCUGACUAAUUAUAAACGACUUAAAAACAAUCUCAAAUUAUUAGAAUUUAAUGUUGGACAACAUUUGCAAUUUUAUGAUCCAAAUGAAUAGCGAUUGCUAGAGAGAUUCCAAUACUGAAAGCAAAUUAUACCAAAUAGUUUGUCAUUAACAGACUUAUGAGAAAUAAAGCUGAUAUAUCUGUGGAGUUUUACACUUUCAUCUGUAAGAUACAAUGUGUUGGAUAGAAAAUUAGUGAGGGACUUUAAAGAGGAGUCUGAGUCCCAUGUUUGGCAGCACAAAUUGUUUGCUUCUCUAUUGCCAAAUGUAUCAAAGGAUGUCUGCCCAGAUAUACACUGCACAUCCUGCAGGGAG
Molecule: messenger RNA, 1487 nt
Organism: Chiloscyllium plagiosum (whitespotted bambooshark)
Lineage: Eukaryota; Metazoa; Chordata; Chondrichthyes; Orectolobiformes; Hemiscylliidae
Source: RefSeq, a predicted model, not a curated record